Molecule: messenger RNA, 323 nt
Organism: Staurois parvus
Lineage: Eukaryota; Metazoa; Chordata; Amphibia; Anura; Ranidae
Source: the annotation of a GenBank genome assembly
UCAGUUGUAAGUUCACUGCUUUGCAGAGCCAUGCAAAGCAGUGUGCAGGAGCUGACAGGGGAUAGAACUAGCCGACAACUUGCAAAAAUGCAAAUUGGUUAUUGCAACUGCCAUUUGUGUUCUCUUUAUCACACCAGGGAUGGACUGACAACUCAUGGGGCCCCCGGGCAAUAGGGGAUCAUGGGGCCCGUGUCCUCACCCACACUCAAACCACACCCAAAAAAGCCUAUGAUAGGUACCAGGGGCAUCUCAUGGGGCCCCCCUACUGACCCCGGGCCCUCGGGAAGUGCCCGAGUUCCCAAAUGGUCAGUCCGCCCCUGGUA